AUGUCGGAGCCAAAGAGGACGAGAAAGAAAAACUUCACUCCCAAUGAAACUAAUCGACUCAUCGAGUUGGUGGAGGACAACUACCGGAUUAUUUCAUCGACAUUCAGUGACCAAGUCACCCUUAAAAGAAAAAAUGACGCGUGGUUGGAAAUAUCUAGGAAGUUAAACGCCAUCAGCCCGUCUCUACGAACUGUAGAGGAAGUAAAAAAGAAGUGGGACGAUAUUAAAGUGCGUGCCAAGAAAAAAGCCAACGAGGAUCGGACAAGGGAUGGCAAGACCGGUAAUGUCCCGAGGAGUCCCAAGAGCGAUUCUCUGACCGAUACAGAGCGACGUGUCAUCGGGAUGCUGGGCGCUGCUCAAGUUUUCGGUAUUAACAACCGUGACGAGUAUGACACCGCCGCUUUACCGAGCUAUAAGAAAGAAUCAAAGCGUUCGCGUCAAAGUGCAACGGCAACUCGUGCUUGUGUCGAGUCCGAUGAUGCUUUCGAUGAGCUGAUGGAGGCACCGACACAGACAUUCGGCAAUUACUCCGACUUCGAUGAACCAGCUGAUAGCCAGGACGAGGAUUUUCGCGUUGCAAAGCCACCUGCAAAAAAGACUCCCCGUGUAAGCCCAACUACAAGUAACAGUACAAGUGCAGGGAAGAAAUCCGUAACCGAAAUGAUGCUGGACGUUGAAACCCGCCGGCUAUGUUGA
Molecule: messenger RNA, 696 nt
Organism: Lineus longissimus
Lineage: Eukaryota; Metazoa; Nemertea; Pilidiophora; Heteronemertea; Lineidae
Product: nuclear apoptosis-inducing factor 1-like
Exons: 2
Coding region: 1-696 (231 amino acids)
Cellular component (GO): nucleus
Source: RefSeq, a predicted model, not a curated record